AUGGAAAUCCCAGCCAUAAAUCUGAAGGCCAUCGUGUUGGUUCACUGGUUGCUCACAGUCUGGGGCUGCUUGGCCUUUCAGCUAAACAUGACAUAUAUGUUGAGUAACUUUAGUGUGUUAGCUGUGGGUGUGUGGGCCAUUGCUCAGAGAGAUUCCAUAGAUGCUGUACUGAUGUUCUUGAUGGGCAUGGCUCUAACAGUGGUGACAGACAUUGUGGAUUUUGCAAUUUUGUACCCGGCUGCUGAUAACUUGUCAGAUAGGAGAGACACAGUUCGCUUCAGCAUGGGCAUGUCCAUCCUCAGCUUGCUACUCAAACCCUUGUCCUGCUUCUUUGUCUACCAAAUGUACCGUGAGAGAGGAGGGGACUACAAUGUCAACUUCGGUUUCCCUACAAUCACCCGGAACAGAGAUGACUACCAGUCGAUCGACAACCAGGAGCAGUCCUCCGGUUCUUCUAGCGCUUUCAAUCAAGGCAACAAUGGCAAAUCUGGGCCACGCUCUUACUGA
Chanos chanos (milkfish) is the source of this 507-nucleotide messenger RNA. It is a transcript of the gene agtrap, whose product is annotated as angiotensin II receptor-associated protein. Gene Ontology annotation, cellular component: plasma membrane. The transcript is spliced from 5 exons. Gene Ontology annotation, biological process: regulation of blood pressure; angiotensin-activated signaling pathway. The record is from RefSeq and is a predicted model, not a curated record. NCBI's taxonomy places the organism in Eukaryota, Metazoa, Chordata, Actinopteri, Gonorynchiformes, Chanidae. The coding region runs from base 1 to 507 and encodes 168 amino acids.